UAUCACAGUCUCGUGAUUAGGGUAUUAAGCAAUCUAUUUUGAUAUAUAAACAACACAUAUGCUUUAAUUUUCAUAUUACUAAAAAGCACGACAUAACAAUAUGUCUGAAGAUUCACAGGUCCUUCGAAAAAGAGGAAAAGAGCAGGAUAUAUACGGCGAACAGCCUCCACCUUAUUCAGAAACAUCUAAUCAAAUAACACCCAAUGGAAACCAGGUUAUCAUUUUGCAACAAAUGUUUUAUGAGGAUCCAGUCCGAGUUAUCUGUCCACAUUGUGGAGGCGAUAUAAUAACAUCUACCCGGUAUAAAAAUGGCACAGCUACAUGGUUGGCUGCAGCAGUCAUGUGUUUUAUUGGUUUAGGUUUCGGUUGUUGUUUAAUUCCAUUUUGUGUAAAAGGAGCUAAGGAUGUCAUACAUUCAUGUCCAAAAUGUAGGAAAGUUGUUGGACAGUAUUCUAGAAUCGGAGAAUAGAGCGUUAUUGGAUUUACAAAAUAAAUUAUAACAAACGCUCCAAAUGCAGUUAUACAGGAUCAACUGAGCAUAAGAUCCGUCUAGAGUUAUCGAGGUGAUGUAAAGAUCAGUAUGGUAUUGUUACUGGCACACUAUGAUACAGAAGAUGAGAAACAUUUCUGAUUUAAUCUCAAAAUGAAUACUCCAGUCUUGAAUUUUUACAGAAAAUUAAGAAUAUCUAUUCAAUCAUGUCAAAUAUAGAUGAUACGGAUAUCUUUGAUAAAUUGGUUUCAUGUCAUCCACGUCCAUCAGUUAUGCAGUAUGCUGCUCAAUUUAGUAAAAGGUCAUGGCCACUGAAGAAAGUGGACUCAACAAAUGCAUGAUAUGUACAUAAUAUAUGUGUAUUAUGUCUUGUACUUUUAUUAUUCUUGUGCUGUUGUUUUAUGUACUGUUAUUUUAUUAAUUUCAUCAUGUUCGUGUAUGACAUCAACCCCAUUAGGGGUAUAACUCUGCAUUUGAAUAAAUAAAUUAACUAUGAUACA
Messenger RNA from Mytilus californianus (California mussel), 990 nucleotides. RefSeq names its product LITAF domain-containing protein-like. The record is from RefSeq and is a predicted model, not a curated record. The coding region runs from base 101 to 469 and encodes 122 amino acids. The transcript has 3 exons. Gene Ontology annotation, molecular function: zinc ion binding. Lineage: Eukaryota; Metazoa; Mollusca; Bivalvia; Mytilida; Mytilidae.